Hippopotamus amphibius kiboko is the source of this 779-nucleotide messenger RNA. RefSeq names its product tumor protein p53-inducible protein 11-like. The transcript has a single exon. Lineage: Eukaryota; Metazoa; Chordata; Mammalia; Artiodactyla; Hippopotamidae. Bases 210 to 779 code for a protein of 189 amino acids. The record is from RefSeq and is a predicted model, not a curated record.
GCAGCCUUGACCUGCCGGGCGUGGGCGGCGCGAUGUGAGGCGCCCCAGGACCCAAGCGUCCCCCUGGCCCGCCAGCUCCGCCAGCGCCGGCGCCAGCAGGCUCUAGGGCCAUUUUGUGAUGACUGAAGGCAAGGACCGCCACUCAACUCACAUCAGCGUCUCCAUCGCCCGGCACACACCCUUCCGCAGAGGCCGGGCUCCAGGACGAGAUGGCAGCCAAGCAGCCGCCCCCUCCCAUGAAGAAGCACAGCCAGACGGACCUCGUGAGCCUCCUGAAGACCCGCAAGAUCCUCGGUGUAGGCGGGGAGGACGACGAUGGGGAGGUCCACCACUCCAAGAUCAGGCAGGUCUUGGGCAAUGAGAUCCAGUUCGCUGUUCCGGAGCCUUUGGGGCUCAGGGUCUGGCAGCUUGUUUCUGCUGUGCUCUUCUCUGGCAUGGCUAUUAUGGCCCUCACCUUUCCUGACCACCUCUACGAUGAGGUCUUUGAUGGAGCCCAGGUGACCAGCAAGAACCCCAUCCGCCUCUAUGGUGGCGCCCUCCUCAGCAUUUCUCUGAUCAUGUGGAACAGCCUCUACAGGGCCGAGAAGGUCAUCAUCCGGUGGACUCUGCUCACCGAAGCCUGCUACUUCUCCGUCCAGUUCUUGGUGGUCACUGCCACACUAGCCGAGACAGGCCUCGUGUCCCUGGGGAUCCUGCUGCUCCUGGCCAGCAGCCUCCUUUUUGUCGCCAUCAGCGUUUACUACUGUUACCAAGUUGGUCGAAAACCCAAGAAAGCUUAG